Messenger RNA from Bufo bufo (common toad), 3066 nucleotides. It is a transcript of the gene TERF2IP, whose product is annotated as TERF2 interacting protein. Gene Ontology annotation, cellular component: shelterin complex. The record is from RefSeq and is a predicted model, not a curated record. Lineage: Eukaryota; Metazoa; Chordata; Amphibia; Anura; Bufonidae. Gene Ontology annotation, biological process: telomere maintenance via telomere lengthening; regulation of DNA-templated transcription. Bases 294 to 2774 code for a protein of 826 amino acids. Gene Ontology annotation, molecular function: telomeric repeat DNA binding. The transcript is spliced from 4 exons.
UCCUGGGAUGAGACCGGACCCGCGCGUUGACCUGGAGUUGGCAGCCAUGGCCACUGGCCAGCACACGGCGCAGGCCUCGAAUUAACCCCUGGUGUUCUGCAGAGCCCCAGCCUCGGUAAGGAGCUCGUUGCCAUGGUUACAGUAAGGGCUGUUUGGGUGGACAAGGCUACUUUUGGGGGCGGGGUUAGAUGCGCUCAGAAGUCCAUACAUUCUAGGCGCAGAAGGCUCCGCCCUUGCUGUGACGUCACAGCUACCUGCAGCAGGAGGCCAGGAAUUUACUCGGCCACAGCGCCAUGACGUCAUCGGAGCGCGCCGAGGGAAAGAUGGCGGCGCUCUUCUCUCACUCCCGGUCGCUGUUUAUAACGGACGUUGGUCCUAUGCGGUUCUAUGUGCGGCCAGGACCCCUGAAACGGCAGCUGUCGCCGCUUAUCUGUCACGGCGGCGGGAUUGUGUGUCGUGUGCAGGAGCCCGGGGCCUUUCUCCUCUCAGAGCCCGGACAAGCUGAGGGGAUUCAGUACAUGGCCAGCACCUACAUCACCGACUGUGUGCGCAAGAACCAGAGACUGUCCCCCCGGAGCUACCGCCUGGCGAGGCGAGUGGGGGCCCCUGACAAGGAGCACCUGUGGGAGAGGAAGGGCCCUCCGGGGGCCACCCCUGCAUCAUGUGAGGAAAGCCCUACUGUAGGUGGCCCCAGGGAAGGAGAGCCCCACACAGCCCUGGAGAGUGAGCCUGCAGUAAAUGGGGCCGGUCUUGGUGUCAUCACCCCAGGGGCCCCUGCAUCAGAGGACCCCAGCUUCUCCACCACCGGGGCCCCUGCAUCACAAGACCACGGCCCCUCCACCACAGGGACCCCUGCAGCACGUGACCUCGGCACCUCCACCACAGGGGCCCCUGCAGCACGUGACCUCGGCGCCUCCACCACAGGGGCCCCUGCAGCACGUGACCUCGGCGCCUCCACCACAGGGGCCCCUGCAGCACGUGACCUCGGCGCCUCCACCACAGGGGCCCCUGCAGCACGUGACCUCGGCCCCUCCACCACAGGGGCCCCUGCAGCACGUGACCUCGGCCCCUCCACCACAGGGGCCCCUGCAGCACGUGACCUCGGCCCCUCCACCACAGGGGCCCCUGCAGCACGUGACCUCGGCCCCUCCACCACAGGGGCCCCUGUUCGUCAGGAUAAGCAGGUAGCAGAUGGUGGCGGAGAUAAAGCACAGAGAGCGGGAGACAAUGGAAGACGCAACGAAGUAAGAGUGGCCCUGCCCAAACGCAGAGUCGCUGUAGAAUCAGGAUGGAGGGGCCCGAUCAGGAGGCGCAUGUUUACCAGGGAGGAAGAUGUCGCCAUAUUCCAGUAUGUCCGGGAGAACGAGGCGCCCACGAGGCUGGUGACGGGCACCCUGCUGUGGAAGGAGCUGGAGCAGAAGGGGCUGCUGUGCAGGACGUGGCAGGCCAUGAAAACCCGCUACACCAGGUACAUCCUGCAGAACGCCCACUGCUACAACCUGCCCGCAACCAGCCAAACUGCCCCCGCCAGGACCGACGGAAGAUCCGCCGACCAGCAGGGAGGCCCGUCCUGUGCAGGCGCCGCCGACCAGCAGGGAGGCCCGUCCUGUGCAGGCGCCGCCGACCAGCAGGGAGGCCCGUCCUGUGCAGGCGCCGCCGACCAGCAGGGAGGCCCGUCCUGUGCAGGCGCCGCCGACCAGCAGGGAGGCCCGUCCUGUGCAGGCGCCGCCGACCAGCAGGGAGGCCCGUCCUGUGCAGGAGGCCCGUCCUGUGCAGGCGCCGCCGACCAGCAGGGAGGCCCGUCCUGUGCAGGCGCCGCCGACCAGCAGGGAGGCCCGUCCUGUGCAGGCGCCGCCGACCAGCUGGGAGGCCCGUCCUGUGCAGGCGCCGCCGACCAGCUGGGAGGCCCGUCCUGUGCAGGCGCCGCCGACCAGCUGGGAGGCCCGUCCUGUGCAGGCGCCGCCGACCAGCUGGGAGGCCCGUCCUGUGCAGGCGCCGCCGACCAGCUGGGAGGCCCGUCCUGUGCAGGCGCCGCCGACCAGCUGGGAGGCCCGUCCUGUGCAGGCGCCGCCGACCAGCUGGGAGGCCCGUCCUGUGCAGGCGCCGCCGACCAGCAUCCUGUCCUGCUGCCAGCUGACACCACUGAUACCGGAGGACACCGCCUGAGGACUGCGAGCCGCAGAAUCGUCACAGGAGGAACCCCAAAAACAUUGCAAGAAAGCGGAGACUCCUCAUGGGAAGGAGGAUAUGACGGCUCUGUGUCUACCAGUAGGCAGCUCCCCAAUACACAGGAAAACCAGGACAUCGACAGCUCAGAAGACAUGCAAAUUUUUGAAAUCGCCAACAUGGAGUUUGAGGUGGAAGAUGAGGAUUCUGGAUGUAAUGUGAUGGUUCCGCUCAUCAGCCUGGAUAACCCUGUGAUUAGUGAGGUGACUGCUGCUCCAGACGCGACCUCCAGCCCCCACACGUCUGAUGAGGGUCUCCAGGACGCCAUAGCUGACAUGAUGAAGGAGUUUAAGCUAGACGUCUGCCAGGUCACUCAGGCGCUUCUCAAGAAUAACGGGGAGGUUGGCAGCACCCGGGUCUUUCUGCGCACUGGCCUGCGGCCUGAUGGCUUUCCUAUCUGGGAGUGUAAAGACGAUGUAGAAUUACAGAGGAAUGACCCCGCGGUGUGGCCCCGGCUGGCCCGGAAAUAUGGCUCUGACAACGUUGCUAAGAGAGUGGCCUUCUUGGCCAGUUAUAAGUCGUCCUUCGUCCCUCAGCAGCGUCUAUGAUGCCUCAGGACCACUUUCCCUGCAACAAAUCCUCCGCUGUAAAUAUAACAGGGCUUGUAUCUGCAUCUGGGAAAGCUGAGCGACACUUAGAAGAGCAGAUUUUGUCGUCCUCUACAAGACCUCCGGGGUUUGCUAUGUACUGGGUGUCAGCCAUGGACAGAAUGUGGAAGGAAGGAAACCCUCCAUUGCCUCUGUCUGGGGAAGGUGGACGGCUGCAGCUUCUCUGUGUGCACAGCGUCCAAUGUUCUAUUCUGAGGGGGUUUUCAUUGUAUAAAGGUAUAAGAUAUUUUAA